Molecule: messenger RNA, 453 nt
Organism: Trypanosoma theileri
Lineage: Eukaryota; Euglenozoa; Kinetoplastea; Trypanosomatida; Trypanosomatidae
Exons: 1
Coding region: 1-453 (150 amino acids)
Source: RefSeq, a predicted model, not a curated record
AUGAGCUUUUCUGCGCGGGAGGCAAUCGCUUUUCUGCAACAGUUUGUGGAUGAUCAUAAUUCCCCAAGGUUUUAUGUUAUUCCUGAGACUUCUCCAGAUGUCACUACGGAGAAAGUAUCAUUUUUGGAAAGUUGCUGGAGUUCUGCUGUACAAAACUCAAAUAAGUAUCCCACUAACAGCAACAAUAAUAAUAGAAAUAGCAGCACUAACAACUCUAUCGGUAUAGACGCAAAUCUCACUGCACUUGGUACCUGUGGUACUUGUUCCCUAACUGACAUAUCGCCGCGCAAAGCCUCCGUAGUACCUUGUGAGGCCCCAUCUAAUGUAAACCCAUCAACUCCAUCGAUAAACUCGGAUAGCCAAGAAGGUUUUUUUUCCACCGCUGUCAUUCCUGUUCAUCCAGAUAUGAGUAAUAGAAGUGGACGUAACGGUGUGGCGUGGGUGGUUUUGUAG